Molecule: messenger RNA, 9449 nt
Organism: Colletes gigas
Lineage: Eukaryota; Metazoa; Arthropoda; Insecta; Hymenoptera; Colletidae
Exons: 7
Coding region: 245-2440 (731 amino acids)
Cellular component (GO): chromocenter; nucleus
Molecular function (GO): chromatin binding
Source: RefSeq, a predicted model, not a curated record
AACGCAGCGCGAGCGACGGUGGUGGCUGCUAGGAAAGCAAGCGAGCGAACGAGCGAGCAAGCGAGCAAGCAAACAGCCAGAGACUGCCCUCCUGUCUCCCCCACCCCUAGCAUGCCUUGGUGAGCCCAUGGCCUCCGUACACACGGAGGAGAGUGAGGCAGCCCCAGCCGCUCCUCACGUCAUCCGCUGAGAGAGAGACGACGGGCCUCGACACGGCGAGGAGCAAUAAUUCUAACGAGCCAAGAUGGCGGCGGACACGGUGGCCCUGUCCGCGCUCACGCUCGCCAGGGGCGACAAGAUCCUCGUGACCGUCGAGUCCGCGCUACCGGACAUCGUCGUCGUGUCCUUCGUUCACGGUGCCAAGUGCUUCCAGGGCGCGUUGCUCGACGCCACCAAGAGAGGUCUCCCUUGUGGCGUGCAACCCCCGGAACCAGUACCAGAUCCCGACGGCGACAAACUGGCGACGAUCGCGGCUCGUUUCAGUUACUUUCAAGAGAGAAAGAGCUCGCUGACCGUAGCCAAAGUCGAUCUUCGCAGGAACAUCAACCCGCCGGCCAGGUAUAAGAAUGCACGGCCGACGGUCAGGCUCAGGCCCCGUCAGGUGCUUUGCAGCAAGUGUAGAUCGAUUUGCAACGAGAACAGCGAGAACGUCGACGUCAGCAGAAAACGGAAGCACGACGAGCCGCAGCAAGAGAGCCAGCAUCAUUCGCAGCAACAACAGGUCACGGGUCAUGGAUCCACCAGAAGAAGCGAUCGACGUUGCGGCCAGCAGCCGCAGAAAUCCUCCAGAAUACUGUUCUCCGAUUGUCAGUCCGAGAACAUCGCGGCCCAUCAGGCAACGAAAUCCUCGUCGUCGUCGGCUCUGAGUCCCGACUCGUCGAAGCUGGCGCCGUCUCUCAUACCCAAAAUCUCGAGACUCCAACCGAACGAGAUCAAUAACGCUAUGCAGGGAACCGAGAAGGUGAAGAUCGCCCCGUCGUAUUGGAACAACAGAGCGGAGGAAGGCGGCUCGUCGGUGAACGCGAUGGAGCCGGCCGAGGAACGCAUGGAGUCGACGGAUUGUGACAGUAAUCCAUCGAUGGCGUAUUGCGCCACGCCCAGAAGACUUAGCAGCUCCUCGGUAGAAAGUGCUAAGAUACCCGAGGAGGACGAGAAGAAAACCUUCGCCGCGGCGGACUCGACAAUGAGGCCAAGAACGGCCCGAGUGCCACGGAAGAAACGAUCGGUCGGAUCGAUGGAGGAUCUGUGGGACGAGACCGUGUUCGAAGACCCGACGAGGACGGCGAGAACCACGCCGGUGAUUAAAAUCUCGUUCGGUGCGCAGGGCGAGGGUACCGUUCUGAAGAUCCCCUCGAAGAUCCAGGAUCCCGAGUACGAGCAGGAGACCGACGAGGCGGAGGACCCGCAGACCGAAACGGAGAGGGAUCCGCUGGAGUUGCCGAGGACCUUCGAGAACGAUUACGAUUUCAGCGCGGACUGCGAGGAGAACGGGCAGGAGCAAGUGGACCCGCAGAAGCAGAGCGUGAAAGACGCCAGCGCGAAGGCGGCGAAACGGGCGUUAAAAAAAGCGAAGAAAGAAGCCAGGAGGAAAAUGCUGGGCGGCGUCUCGCCGGCGAGAUCUCCUUGCAACGGUUCGCCACGGUACAAUCCCACGUACGACACGUUGUCGUAUCAUCGUCGCAAGCAUAAAGUGAAGCAUAAAAAGAAGCACAAGGAGGACCGGAAACACAAGAGCCAGCCGCAGACGCAGCACCAGCAGCCAUGUUUGGAAUCCAGCGGCACGGAUAACCAACAGAACUGGAAUGUGCUGCCUGGCAGCGAAUCGUACACGGCCAUAAAGGAGCAGUGCCUCAAGCAAAAAUUGUCUAUAUCUCUGAAGAGAUUGAACACGAACGCGUACGCCAGAUGCGACUAUCCCGUGAGCAACGCGUCCUCCGGCUGCAAGAGUCCCGGGGCCAGCAGCGACGAGCUCAGCGAACAGGAGCCCGAGGUGGACGCUGGCGAAACGGCGCCAGAUUUCCCGCCACAGUCGCAUCCACUGAUGAUGCGUCUAGCAGCGACACCUGUGGAGCACUGUCUCACCGCCAGUGGCAGAAGAAUGGACGUUGGCGACGUAGUGUGGGGAAAAAUUCAUGGUUUCCCAUGGUGGCCUGGGAAGGUUCUUAGUAUCACGGUUUCCUGUAAAGAGGAUGGCUCAUCGUCCGGGCCUCAGGCUCACGUUGCUUGGUACGGUUCUUCGACGAGUUCCCUCAUGUCAUGCGACCAGUUGAGCCCAUUUUUAGAAACAUUCAAGACACGGUACAACAAGAAAAAAAGGGGCCCGUAUAAGGAGGCGAUACGACAGGCGCAGACCGAGGCCCGAAGUCAGAUCACGCCUAACUCGACGAGCAGCGUGCUGAACGUCUGUGGCUCGCCGCGCGAGGUCAACGUCCUCUCCUAAGGGAAGGUGCACGCCACCUGACACCAUUCCUUACUGCCGGGUAUCGGUCGGCCGGGAUUACGGAUCGACGGAUCGAAAUCGUCGUGUAAUAUAUAAAGAUUUGUACAUAAUGACCUAGCGUUAAUGAAAUAGUUUCUUGGAUCGAUGUUCUUAUCAGUCGCCUGGCGUUGUUCGCGAUGGCUCACAGGGCGAACACGACUCGAAAUGGAAGUUUACUGCCAUCACUGGCGCGUUUUUUAUCCUCAGCUUUUUGAGCAAACAUUUAGCGCGUAAGAAGUAUUUAGAUAGGGUAUACCUAGAGAUAAUGAUAUGUCGGCUCUCGAGAAUAAUUUUCGUAUUAAAUAUGACUUCUUCGAUAGCUAGACGGGUUGUCGGUCAUCGACUCGGAGACCCGUUACUUAAAUUCUUUAUAUAUAUAUAUAUAUAAAUAUAUAUAUAUAUAUUAUAUAUUUGUAUUACAAUUCCAUUGUGAUUGUUAUCGAAACACGCAGUGAGCUCAUCCAGUGCGGGCAGUGAAUCUUCGACACGACAGGCCGCAAACAUUGCUGAAUAAAAAUGGACAAUAUCUCUUGACUAGUGAAGUUUCCAACAUUUUAGUUUUCAUCUAAAGUACUAUCAAUCAACUUGUGUUAAAAGUAAACGUAGAGAAAGUGAAGGAGGAAAGAAGAUAUUGUAUAGUUCAGGAAAGUCUAACUUCCUACAAGUUUAUUUAUUUAUUUAUUUAUUUUUCAAGUACAACUGUGUAGUUUUUUUUUUUACAUUUUGUGAGGGACAAAGUAAUGAAAGCUUUCAUUUUGUAUGUUAGAAACUUACAGGAAAAAUUCCUCCGAUAUUCGUAGCCUCGUACUAUCACAAUUUAUUUUAUUCUUUAUGUAUGCAUACAUAUAUAUAUUUUCUUUCAUACUUUUUUUAUGCAGAACAAUGGAAAGGUUUCUGUUUCCAGAGAAAAACACAGUUAUAUUUGAAAUGGAACAUGCAGUUAUCUCUUGUAAUUGCGUAAAUACAUUUAUAAAAAAAGAAUAGAAUAUUUUUAAUUAAACUUUACUAAAUUGUACAAUAUUUCCUUUUGCUCCUGCUUGGAGAAAAGCAACGCUUCCUCUGAUUGCUAUACAUUGUCUUGUUUUUUUGUUUACUACAUGGGGGAUCGUGCAGUUAUCGGUUCUUCGUAUUUCAAUUUCUGAUUAGGAGUUCACAUAACCUUAAUUGGAAGUUUCGUAAGGGAAGGUUCUCCCUACGUCGAAGGUUCACUGCCUUAGGGAUUUUCUUUCGCAUAAAAUUGCGACUAGGGGACUUACUAGAAUACUCGAAUAUUCGAAUAUUCGAAUAUUUCGCGUACCGAUCGAGUAUCAAGAUACUUCGUUAGACCACGGAAUAUUCGAAUAGUCCCAGUCCUAAUUGUGACCGCGUGUCGGAGUUUUUGUAACGAAAUUUCCAGUUGCAAUCGUCGUGCAGCAAUAUCACGCUGCAGCUUAUUCAGGGCGUUGAAAUUUGACAAAGUGUGAUACGACAGAGAAAAAAAAGAAAUGUUCACACGUUGACUGUCGUGGCGGUCACCGGUGACCGGCACACGUGGUAAAACAUUGUCGCAAUGGAAGGACUUUAACUCUUAUAAAAUUGUAAAUAAUGUUACUGUUAUUAGGAAUGAUGUAAAAUAAGAGAUACGCCCAUUGAAUCGAAUCGAAUAUUUCUAUAUUUCACACUAGAAUUUGAACAAAUGUCUCUAGACAUGGGAAAAACUGUCGCGACAGUCAACGUGUUAAUAUCGUGACUCGUUUGACGACGUUCAGAAUGUAUUUCACGCCCGUUUGUUCUACGUACUGUCUUUAACGUUUCGUAAAACCUCGCUGUGUCGCGUUUCAGCGGGACAAUAGAGAAACAAACACUUCUUCGCCCUUAGUUAACCUCUUUCUUUCGACAACGAUGACACAAUAUUCCAAAUGAUAAUUUUUUCAUACAAGGAAGAUGUAUUUCUUUCGAUAAGAAAAAACCUAUUUAAUUAUUUAAUUCCUCGAGAUGCGGCGUAAUUAUGGAACGAAUAUAUUCGUGGUGAAAUACGCGAGAAAAAUGCAAUAACAUAUUUUUACCGACGCCCACAAGUACGUUUCAGUGCAACGAAUGCAUUUUGAAAGCAUUGAACAGUUUCAAUGAUACAUAACCUAGCAACUAAGUUUACUCUAGAAGGAAUUAGACUAAUGAAGAUAACUGCCAGAAUUCCUUUACGAAUUGGUUUAGACUACGUUAUGCUUAUCGAGUAUAAUACAUUCUUGAAAGUGUUCAAUUCUGUAUGUUGGCAUAUUUUUUGUCUGCACAGAGCUCAGAUACGUUGUUUAGCGGUAAAUUGUUCGAAAUAUCUUCAUGCUCGACUCUAUACAUGGCACCGAGGACAGAUUUAAGAAUUUAUCAGUCGACAAAGUAAAUAAGUUACUUGCACAUGGCAGUGCGUGUGUAAGUUAUCUCGAUACGAGUCAUGUAAUCGUGUGUUUCAUCGAAAUACGGUGAUUGUAUAACGUAUAUCGAGGAACCACUGAACACCGCGACGCGAGCGCCACCAAUACUUUUCGACACGCAAACUGACAGAAUUUUACUCGUUCAGCAUUGGAUAGAAUUUCAUUUCAUAUACUACAGAUCGUACGCCUCCCGUUCGUUUAUCGAAUUACGCCGCAUCUCGUAUCACCAUCGUCACCCCAUUUUCUUCAUAUUUUUUAACGCUUCGUAAAUUUAAUUACCGUUGACUUCUAUCACUUCGAAUGGUAGAAAUCUUUGCAUAACUGCCAUAUAUUAAACGUAUACGUAUAAACGAUUCCAGUAUCAACGAAUUUUGUUGACCAUCGGUAACUUCUGUUUAGACGAAGACAUUGUAUACACGACCGGAUUAAGGCUUUCGAGGCCCUCUUCGUAUAAAAAGCGGGGGAUAGCGGGGUUUGUAGGUAUUUUUUCAAAAAGGAAAGCGUUGUCUUAAAAAAUUGCCUUAUCUUGCUUUUUCUCCUAAGUCAUCUAUAUACGUACGUUAAAAUCAAGAUUUAAAAAAUGAUUUAAUUUAUUGACAAAAUAUUAGCAAAUCAAAAGUAAUUUUUUUUGUUAACACCUUGACUGCUAUAGUGGUCAAUGAUGACCAUAUUACAAUAAAUUAAUACUUGUAAUUUUGUUAAUAAUGUUAUUGUCAUUGGAAAUACUACAAAAUAACAAGUACUUUAUUGGACUAGCAAAUAUUUUUAUUUACUGGGAUAUCUCUAGACAGGAAAAACUGAUGUGGCAGACAACGUGUCGAGUAUUUGUAAACAUUUAUUGUAUUAUUUGAAAGAAUGAGAAUUCGAGGUUAUAGCCUCUUUUAGCCUCUUCCUUAAUCCGUGCCUGAUUGUAUGGUUACAAUUAGAGAAAGGUCAUUUGAAAACCAAUAAAGAUGGAACGAGAGUGUAGUCGAUCGUUCGUUUUCGUAAACGAUGUUCGACGUACGCGUAGACGUUUACUAAUCGAUACGAUUGUAUCUUAACCUAUUACUUUGUAACAACAGUUAGUCCAUUAUCCGUUGUCGAUACUUUUCGUAAACGAAACGUAUCAUGUAUAAUUUUCAAAUUCAGAUUUUAAAGUUCGUGGUAAAUCGGUGUAUUAAUUUUCUGAGAUCCCGUGCUUGAACUUUCGAGCGAAACAUUCGAUGUGUGUAACGAUUUCGAUGUAUGGAAGAUUACGUCUAUGGAACCUCGGGAGCAUGUAGACAGUUUUUCUGACAUUCAAAUGUCCGGUACAAGAUUUCUCAUUGAAUUUUUGACGUUAAUUUUACAAGCUCGUAAAAUUAUUUAUCAAAAACGAAAACUUCGCUCUAGGCAUAAAUGGGUUGUUGGAUCCAGGUUAGAAUCAGUUUUAUUUUCUUGUCACGGAACAUAGAUUUUUUUUAUACUUUCGUAGAGAAAUUACUUCGUAAUAUAUCGUUGGGGCACUCGGACCCUUGCACCCGAAAAUAAUUGCUCUAGGCAAGCCCUGAUCCGUUGACAUUCUGCGCUCAAGGUCACUGCUGUUUUCGUUCCCAACGGUUUUUUUUUUAUACAUUCACUAUAUGUCUAUGUGUUUCUACACGCUAUGCGUAUCAGCAAAAUAAAUAAAGGGUUCAUGCGACGAGUCUCGAAACACGACGAAAACACUGAACGCUGUUAUUUUAAGUUUUUUUUCUUGAAUCACGCAUCGCCAUCAAAGAUGGAUAAAAUUUUAUUCGAUCUGACAGUUAAAUCUUUAUUUACUGUAAAAUAUUUCAUUGUAUUAUUCAAACUUUAAUUCGUUCGAAAUUUUUAUCCAAAUUUUGUCCAUCUUUGUUCCAAGUGAUCGGUGAUCAAAAAAGCGAUUACGUUGUAACGUACGAAAUGUACGUUUUUCUUUACGAGAAAUCAAAGUCUUCGCGCAAUGAUAUUUUUAUCAUCUGCGUCUCGUGCAAUUAUUUACAUUUAUUAUCGUUAGUUAUACGUAUACAAUAACGUUUAUUAAGAAGUUUUUUUUCCCCCGUCGAUGAAUUCUGCGAAUCCCCAACGAUUCUAUAAUUUAUUUACGUUCUGUGUAAACCAGUGAACGACGAGAUCAUUCGAGCAGGCGUUGAACAAUUUUUUUUUAUAAGUACAAGCGAACGCUUGUAUGAACGGACACUUCGUGCGUUACAACAAAAUAAUAAAGGAUACCAAUGCAAUUUUGAGCUACGAACAACUCGAGUUCAGUGCUGCCUCUCUUCUUGCGCCAAGUCGGGUUCGUCAGAUUUCACGUAGGGAGGGUUAGGUCACGGCUCUGUCGGUUAACCGAGUAUGCGCAGUCGCGGAACGCUGAAUGGGGGUGGGGAUGGCUCCGUGGCAACUGUCUCCAACGCGAAUUGAUGCAUAAAGCGUGGCAGGGCUGUGGCACGGCGAUAUCUUACGAGAAGAAAAUGUUCGAAGCGCGCAGAGGGCUCUCGACCGCUUUGAUGUCGUCUUUCUUUAAUCACAAACGUCGAUUUUCGCGUAGAGGGAAAUUAGGUGUGCCGCGGUCACUUGCGAGACGCGCGUAAAACUGUUCGUGAUGCUUGUUGACGAAGUAAACUAUUUGCAUGCGCAAGGGGAACGACCGCGGUGAGAAAUAAGAGAGUGCGAGAGAGAGAGAGAGAAAGGGAAGCGGUAAACUAAGAUGUUUUUAAGUAACUGUGAUUUUUUCAAAUGUUUUAUAUUAAACACGCGUACAUAUACAUAUAUGUAAUAUAUGUAUACAGGGGGUUUGCUUACAUUUGGGCAAUCUUUCAGAGUGAGUCAACACGACGAUAUCGGAUGAAAUAUUCGACUAAAUUUUUUUUAAUAAUGCCCAACUUUGGGCAACAUAACGAUCAUUUAAUUCUCUUUAAGAUUUAUUUGAAGCAUUUUUCAAACUAAAAGUAACUUUGACAAAUAUAAUUUUCGUUCUAUUUUAUUACGUGGAAUCAACUUAUGGAAGAUUGUUCACGUUUAAAUAAACUCCUUAUAUAUGAUGAAUUAAUUUCUACGCAUAAUAUAAACGAUAAUGUUUCAAUGUCGCUGUGUUUAUACGGAAGUUGUAGAACAUUUUUUGGACUAACAUAUCGGUAGAGAAAGAGAGCGUUUAGCGACAAAUAAUUAUUGCUAUUAUUAUCACCGUUUCACGUAUUAAUUCGUAAUUAUUAAUCGAUUAUUAUUACGAUAGUUAUGUGCGAGUGCGUUGCCUAAUCUUCACAACGGAGUUCGAUUGUUGAUUGCUUAUUGUAAGAGUCUCUUGUCAUCGCUGUCACGUAAUCAUUGUAUUCAGCGCCAUACACACACACACACACACACACACACAGACACAGACACAGACACAGACACAGACACAGACACAGACACAGACACAGCACAGACAGACAGACAGACAGAAACACGAAACUCGAACUUUUCGUCGCCUCUCAUCGAAAGGAUCGCCGUUCGCCCGUGAUACAAAUUGUUUCAUUUCGUUCGUCUCUUUUGCAAUCGACCUCUCAUGGACUGUUCCUAAAACGCCGUUGUAUAAGCUGGACCUUUCAUCGGGCAGAAAGAUCCUACUUUCGAGUUCGGGUAUCCUCUUUGUUUGCAGCCGAUACUCGGCUGGAUUAGGUACUUAACCAAUCGACAAUAGAUAAUGUUAUCGUCCGUUCAAAUCCUCGGGAGCGUAAAAAGCUACCAUCGAGUCCGGGUGUAUCCGCGUUUUCGUUCUCAGUGACGUCGAACCGCCAUCUUGAAGUCGGUAAUCGAGGUAUGUGGAUACGGAAAACCGGCAAACGAGGCGAUUCCUCGUCCAAAACUACGUCGAAAUUGUCGAAUACAGAUUUUCUCGCGCGGCGUUUCCGUUUUCGAGAGAAUUGUAUUCGUUUCGACGCGCAUGUUCCAUUUAACAAAAGUCAAGGUGACCUCAAUUUUGUCGAGAAAAAUAAAUGUUUUUAAAAUUUUUAUUAUUGUAGAUUAUUGUGCGUUUCGUUGGCGAACGAGAGCCCGUCGGUUUCCGUGUGUUAUUUUCCCUCGCCGAUCGAUCACGUGUUCAAACAUGGCGCCCAUUCGUCAGCCGCGCGGCCCGGGCAUCCACCUGACGAUCUUCGAGGCUGUUUUCUGGAAAACGAAAGCCUGGACGGUAAAAUGCAUCAUGUUUUCGAUUUAUUUUUGGACGAAGAAUCGUCCCCUCGUCGAUUCUAUCUCGAAUUACGCUCGAAAAGGACAUUUUUUUUUUAGUACCAUUGCCAUAGAUAAUCACGUCCACGGAUCCGGUACGUUAUUUGAAUCAUCGUGUUUGUAAAAGCCAAAUUGUAGUAAACUCUGUCGUUCAAGUUCUAUUUUGAAAUUAACAGAAAUCUAUAGAAAUUAAAAUUGUAUCGUUUUGCAUUUUGGAUGCUCUGUGACUUGAACAUGGAAUUUACUGGUCCGCCAUUUCGGCCCCUUCGUGCCCACUGUAUUCGUUUCAGACAAUUCACAUUGUUAUCACAAUAUUAUCUGUAUGUUUGUGCAUAUGAAUUAUUUUUUAAGAUCGAUAGACUACUUUGUACUCGUAA